Messenger RNA from Brassica napus (rape), 1791 nucleotides. RefSeq names its product trans-cinnamate 4-monooxygenase-like. Lineage: Eukaryota; Viridiplantae; Streptophyta; Magnoliopsida; Brassicales; Brassicaceae. The coding region runs from base 95 to 1615 and encodes 506 amino acids. Gene Ontology annotation, biological process: lignin metabolic process. The transcript has 3 exons. The record is from RefSeq and is a predicted model, not a curated record. Gene Ontology annotation, molecular function: trans-cinnamate 4-monooxygenase activity; heme binding; iron ion binding.
CUUUCACCUCACACAUCCAUAUCUCUUUUUGCCAGGAAAGUAAAUAAUCACUGUGAUUCUAAUAAACAAAUUAAUAACCUCGAGUGAUGUUGUAAUGGACCUUCUCUUAGUGGAGAAGUCUCUCAUCGCCGUCUUCGUGGCGGUGGUUCUAGCCACAGUGGUUUCCAAGCUCCGCGGCAAGAAACUGAAGCUACCUCCUGGUCCUAUACCUAUUCCUAUCUUCGGAAACUGGCUCCAGGUCGGAGAUGAUCUCAACCACCGUAAACUCGUGGACUACGCUAAAAAGUUCGGAGACCUCUUCCUUUUCAAGAUGGGUCAGCGAAACAUAGUGGUCGUCUCUUCCCCCGAUCUAACCAAGGAAGUACUCCACACACAAGGCGUAGAGUUUGGUUCCCGACACAGAAACAUGGUGUACGAUAUCUUCACCGGGAAGGGACAAGACAUGGUGUUCACCGUGUAUGGUGAGCACUGGAGGAAGAUGCGACGUAUCAUGACGGUUCCCUUCUUCACCAACAAAGUGGUUCAGCAGAAUCAUGAAGGGUGGGAGUUCGAAGCCGCGAGCGUUGUGGAGGAUGUGAAGAAGAAUCCUGACGCAGCUACGAAAGGGAUCGUGGUGAGGAAGCGUUUGCAGUUGAUGGUGUAUAACAACAUGUUCGGUAUCAUGUUCGGUAAGAGGUUUGAGAGUGAAGAUGAUCCUCUCUUCCUUAGGCUCAAGUUCUUGAACGGAGAGAGAGGCAGGUUGACUCAGAGCUUUGAGUACAACUAUGGCGAUUUCAUCCCUAUCCUCAGACCGUUCUUGAGAGGGUAUUUGAAGAUCUGCCAGGAUGUGAAGGAUCGAAGAUUUGCGCUCUUCAAGAAGUACUUUGUUGACGACAGGAAGCAAGUUCCGAGCGCUAAGCCUACAGGAAGUACUGGAGGAUUGAAAUGCGCCAUUGAUCACAUCCUUGAAGCUCAAAACAAGGGAGAAAUCAACGAUGAUAACGUUCUUUACAUCGUUGAGAACAUCAAUGUCGCUGCGAUUGAGACAACACUAACGUCUAUGGAGUGGGGAAUAGCAGAGCUAGUGAACCAUCCUGAAAUCCAGAGCAAGCUAAGGAACGAAAUCGACACGGUUCUUGGACCAGGCGUGCAUGUCACGGAGCCUGCGCUUCACAAGCUUCCGUACCUCCAAGCUGUGAUAAAAGAGACCAUCCGUAGAAGAAUGGCUGUUCCUCUCCUCGUGCCUCACAUGAACCUCAAAGACGCUAAACUCGCUGGCUACGACAUUCCAGCAGAAAGCAGAAUCUUGAUCAAUGCCUGGUGGCUAGCAAACAACCCUGACAGCUGGAAUUCGCCUGAAGAGUUUAGACCCGAGAGGUUCCUCGAAGAAGAGGCGCAUGUGGAAGCAAACGGUAAUGACUUCAGGUAUGUACCGUUUGGUGUUGGACGUAGAAGCUGUCCUGGGAUUAUAUUGGCCUUGCCCAUUUUAGGAAUCACCAUUGGUAGGUUGGUUCAGAACUUCGAGCUCCUUCCUCCUCCCGGACAGUCUAAAAUCGAUACCUCUGAGAAAAGUGGACAGUUCAGCUUGCAGAUCCUUAACCAAUCCACAAUAGUAAUGAAACCAAGGGCCUUCUGAGAAAAGUAAUUUCUGCCAAAUGACUUCUUGUUAUGUGAAUGGCAUUAUAACUAUGUUUUUUGUAUAACCUGUUGAAUAUUGUGUAAAAUGUUGAAGGGUUCGUUCCAUGGUUGCAAGAAUAAGUGGUGUACAUUGUUUUGAAUAAACAUUGUUGUUAUAUCAUUUUAAAUUCUUAA